Molecule: messenger RNA, 5649 nt
Organism: Rhinolophus ferrumequinum (greater horseshoe bat)
Lineage: Eukaryota; Metazoa; Chordata; Mammalia; Chiroptera; Rhinolophidae
Gene: ADCY5
Product: adenylate cyclase 5
Exons: 21
Coding region: 611-4303 (1230 amino acids)
Biological process (GO): cAMP biosynthetic process; adenylate cyclase-activating G protein-coupled receptor signaling pathway; adenylate cyclase-inhibiting G protein-coupled receptor signaling pathway
Cellular component (GO): plasma membrane
Molecular function (GO): adenylate cyclase activity
Source: RefSeq, a predicted model, not a curated record
AAGAAAAUAAUGCUGGUUGGCGCUCGCACCUCCCAGUCUCUCCCAGUCCGCCGUGAGGAAAGGGCACCCGCUCGGUGUCCACGCCGGGACCCCAGCCGAGCCGCCCUAGCCGCCGCCUCACCGCGAGUGCUGCUGGGUUCCGCUAAGGCAUAAUCUGCGAGUGCCGCGCCCGGGCAUUGCCAGCCCCGGGGAGGCGCCGCCUGCAAGGACAUCUCUCCGUCCCGCCUCGCCCGCAACUCCGGUCCUUGUCGAGCUCGACGCGACCCAGGAGUCCGGACGUCCCCUUGCGCGCGGCGCAGCAGCUCGAUCAAGUCAGUCCCCCGCUUCCCCAGCUCGGAGCCAACUCCAUCUCGGACCUGGGACUCCUAACGCGGAUACUCAGCUACUUCUCACCUCGUGGCUGUGCCUGCCUCCCCGGACGCCCUCCCGCUGCCCUCCUUCUCCGCUCAGGACGGGGGUGCCACGAUGUCCCGCUGCUGCACAGGGCCCCGGGCCGCCCCCGACGUGUGACCCCAGCCUGGUCCCCCUGCUCGGCCGUCCGCCCUCCCCUUGGAGACCCCCGUCCCGGUCCCCGGGGGAGGAGGAAGACGACGACGAGGCCGAGGGGGGCAUGUCUGGCUCCAAAAGCGUGAGCCCCCCGGGCUACGCUGCGCAGACAGCGGCGGCGCCGGCGUCCCGGGGAGGCCCGGAACACCGCUCGGCGUGGGGAGAGGCCGAUUCCCGCGCCAAUGGCUAUCCCCAUACCCCCGGGGGUUCGGCCCGCGGCUCCACCAAGAAACCCGGGGUAGCGGUGACCCCGCAGCAGCAGCAGCGCCUGGCCAGCCGCUGGCGCAGCGACGACGACGACGAUCCUCCGCUGAGUGGCGACGAUCCCCUGGCUGGGGGCUUCGGCUUCAGCUUCCGCUCCAAGUCUGCCUGGCAGGAGCGCGGCGGCGACGACUGCGGUCGGGGCAGCCGCCGGCAGCGGCGGGGCGCGGCCGGAGGGGGUAGCACCCGGGCGCCCCCUGCGGGCGGCGGCGGCGGCUCCGCGGCCGCGGCGGCCGCGGCCGGUGGGACGGAGGUGCGCCCCCGCUCGGUGGAGCUGGGCCUUGAGGAACGGCGGGGUAAGGGUCGCGCGGCCGAUGAGCUGGAGGCCAGCGCCGUCGAGGGCGACGAGGGGUCCGGGGAUGGCGGCAGCUCGGCGGGCUCGGGCGCGGGCCCCGGCCCAGUGUUGUCCCUGGGCGCCUGCUGCCUGGCGCUGCUGCAGAUAUUCCGCUCCAAGAAGUUCCCGUCGGACAAGCUGGAGCGGCUGUACCAGCGCUACUUCUUCCGUCUGAACCAGAGCAGCCUCACCAUGCUCAUGGCUGUGCUGGUGCUCGUGUGCCUCGUGAUGUUGGCCUUCCACGCGGCGCGGCCCCCCCUCCAGCUGUCCUACCUGGUGGUGCUGGCGGCUGCCGUGGGGGUGAUCCUCGUGAUGGCCGUGCUCUGCAACCGUGCAGCCUUCCACCAGGACCACAUGGGCCUGGCCUGCUACGCGCUCAUCGCGGUGGUGCUGGCCGUCCAGGUGGUGGGCCUGCUGCUGCCCCAGCCGAGAAGCGCCUCUGAAGGCAUCUGGUGGACUGUGUUCUUCAUCUACACCAUCUACACGUUGCUGCCCGUGCGCAUGCGGGCAGCGGUACUCAGCGGGGUGCUCCUGUCUGCCCUCCACCUGGCCAUCGCCCUGCGCACCAACGCCCAGGACCAGUUCCUGCUCAAGCAGCUUGUCUCCAAUGUCCUCAUUUUCUCCUGCACUAACAUCGUGGGUGUCUGUACCCACUACCCAGCUGAGGUCUCCCAGAGACAGGCCUUCCAGGAGACCCGGGAGUGCAUCCAGGCUCGACUUCACUCACAGCGGGAGAACCAGCAGCAGGAGCGGCUCCUGCUGUCUGUCCUUCCGCGUCAUGUUGCCAUGGAGAUGAAAGCAGACAUCAACGCCAAGCAGGAGGAUAUGAUGUUCCACAAGAUUUAUAUCCAGAAACAUGACAACGUGAGCAUCCUGUUUGCUGACAUCGAGGGCUUCACCAGCCUGGCAUCCCAGUGCACUGCCCAGGAGCUGGUCAUGACCCUCAACGAGCUCUUUGCCCGCUUCGACAAGCUGGCUGCGGAGAAUCACUGUUUACGCAUUAAGAUCCUAGGGGAUUGUUAUUACUGCGUGUCGGGGCUGCCUGAAGCGAGGGCCGACCAUGCCCACUGCUGCGUGGAGAUGGGCAUGGACAUGAUUGAGGCCAUCUCGAAGUGGCAGUUCGACGUCUGGUCUAACGACGUCACGCUGGCCAACCACAUGGAGGCUGGAGGCAAGGCUGGACGCAUCCACAUCACCAAGGCCACACUCAACUACCUGAACGGCGACUACGAGGUGGAGCCGGGCUGUGGGGGCGAGCGCAAUGCCUACCUCAAGGAGCACAGCAUCGAGACCUUCCUCAUCCUGCGCUGCACCCAGAAGCGGAAAGACGAGAAGGCCAUGAUCGCCAAGAUGAAUCGCCAGAGAACCAACUCCAUCGGACACAACCCGCCGCACUGGGGGGCCGAGCGCCCCUUCUACAACCACCUGGGCGGCAACCAGGUGUCCAAGGAGAUGAAGCGCAUGGGUUUUGAAGACCCCAAGGACAAGAACGCCCAGGAAAGUGCAAAUCCCGAGGACGAAGUGGACGAAUUUCUGGGCCGUGCCAUUGAUGCCAGGAGCAUCGACAGGCUGCGGUCUGAGCACGUUCGCAAGUUCCUCCUGACCUUCAGGGAGCCCGACUUAGAGAAGAAGUACUCCAAGCAGGUGGAUGACCGAUUUGGUGCCUACGUGGCGUGUGCCUCGCUCGUCUUCCUCUUCAUCUGCUUUGUUCAGAUCACCAUCGUGCCCCACUCCGUGUUCAUGUUGAGUUUCUACCUGACCUGUUUUGUGCUGCUGACCUUGGUAGUAUUUGUGUCCGUGAUCUACUCCUGCGUGAAGCUCUUCCCAGGCCCCCUGCAGACCCUCUCCAGGAAGAUCGUGCGCUCCAAGAUGAACAGCACCGUGGUGGGGGUGUUCACCAUCACCCUGGUGUUCCUGUCGGCUUUUGUCAACAUGUUUAUGUGCAACUCCACGGACCUGCUCGGCUGCCUGGCGGAUGAACAUAACAUCAGCUCCAGCCAGGUCAACGCGUGCCACGUGGUGGAGUCGGCCAUGAACUAUAGCCUGGGUGAUGAGCAGGGCUUCUGCAGCAGCCCCUGGCCCAACUGCAACUUCCCUGAGUACUUCACCUACAGCGUGCUGCUCAGCCUGCUGGCCUGCUCCGUGUUCCUGCAGAUCAGCUGCAUCGGGAAGCUGGUGCUCAUGCUGGCCAUCGAGCUCAUAUACGUGCUCGUCGUUGAGGUGCCCGGUGUCACACUCUUUGACAAUGCCGACCUGCUGGUCACCUCCAACGCCAUAGACUUCAACAACAACGGGACCUCCCAGUGCCCUGAGCACGCGACCAAGGUGGCUCUGAAGGUGGUGACGCCCAUCGUGAUCUCAGUCUUUGUGCUGGCCCUGUACCUGCACGCCCAGCAGGUGGAGUCCACUGCCCGCCUCGACUUCCUCUGGAAACUGCAGGCCACGGAGGAGAAGGAGGAGAUGGAGGAGCUGCAGGCCUACAACCGGCGGCUCCUGCACAACAUCCUGCCCAAGGACGUGGCCGCCCACUUCCUGGCCCGCGAGCGGCGCAAUGACGAGCUCUACUACCAGUCCUGCGAGUGCGUGGCGGUCAUGUUCGCGUCCAUCGCCAACUUCUCCGAGUUCUACGUGGAGCUGGAGGCCAACAACGAGGGUGUUGAGUGCCUGCGGCUGCUCAACGAAAUCAUCGCUGACUUUGACGAGAUCAUCAGCGAGGAUCGGUUCAGGCAGCUAGAAAAGAUCAAGACCAUCGGCAGUACCUACAUGGCCGCCUCUGGCCUCAAUGAUUCCACCUACGACAAAGUGGGCAAGACCCACAUCAAAGCUCUGGCCGACUUCGCCAUGAAGCUGAUGGACCAAAUGAAGUACAUCAACGAGCACUCCUUCAACAACUUCCAGAUGAAGAUCGGGCUCAAUAUCGGGCCCGUGGUGGCCGGGGUGAUUGGGGCGCGCAAGCCUCAGUACGACAUCUGGGGCAACACGGUGAACGUGGCCAGCCGCAUGGACAGCACCGGUGUGCCUGACCGCAUCCAGGUCACCACGGACAUGUACCAGGUGCUGGCUGCCAACACAUACCAGCUGGAGUGCCGGGGUGUGGUCAAGGUCAAGGGCAAAGGAGAGAUGAUGACCUACUUCCUCAACGGAGGGCCCCCGCUCAGUUAGCAGCUGCCAGCCAGUGAUGCCAGGCAGCCUGGCCUCCAGAGAAAUGAAACGGCUUCUUUGUGUGCCGGCGGGCAGGUGGAAGCCUGCGCUCCAGCCCAGGGGGCCACGCCGGUGAGAUUUGCCACUUUGACUCCAGACGCAUCUUCUGCCUUUGUGGGCGGGCAGCAGCCUGUGUCCCAGGCCCCGGGGGUGCCAGCGUCCUGCGAGCACCAAGCUGACCAAAGAUGUUUCCCUCCGUAGAAGACUCCGCUAGACUCAACCUGAAUCUUGAGUUUUCUAACGGGCACUGUUGCAACGCGGGUGGAAAAGAGCUGCUGGCGCAUCGAUGGGUGUUUGGCUGCCCAGCGCUCGACGGCAGGGCUGAGGGAGCGGCCUCCGUCUCGGGGUGGGGAGGCAGUGUGACUCUGGCUCGCGAGAGCCUAGGGGCCCUGAGGCAUCUGCUUGUCUGUGAGCCUGGAAAGUUCAGACAGAGGCCAGGUCUCUGCUCCAUGAAGGGAGCGUCCGGUAGCAGUGCUGGCUUUGGAGGGACUGGCUUCCUUUGCAGUCCCCCUCCUACAUCUGCACACACGGUCAAUGCCCCUUUGAGGGGAACAGAAUGAAUUUCCGGGGGGGGGGGCAGGAGGACUCGAAGCUAGGAGUGGUGGUUCUGAGAAAAGGAAAAUAUUUAUUAAAUAAAACAAAACAAGUUUCUGUGCCCUUCUUUAGACCAUGCUAGUUGUAUGCGUGUAAGAGACCCACAAGCUACUGAGGCUGCCACUGGGGAGAGGGGGCGGGGGUCCCGACUUGUCUUUUUUGUAUUUUUUAUUUUGUAUUAUUGAAAACCUUGGAGAUCUAACAAAUAUACCAAAUUCUAUAUUUUGUAAAUUCUCUAUAUUAGAACACAGCUGUGCACAGCAGGGUGUGUGCUCAUUUGUACUGUACGUACGUCGAUGUGUGUACUGGUGUGUGUGUGUGUGUGUGUGUGUGUGUGUGCGCGCUAUGGAACUGCUCUCAUACAGGACGUCUGUUUCCCUCAUUCAGAUGUGGCAGUUUUGGGUUUCCCCAGGUCCAGCCAGAGCAGUGAGCAUGUCCUUUUGGGGUACCAUCCCUUCAGAUUCAAGAGGAAGGUGCAUGGACACAUUACCCCAUCCAUCUCUCUCUCUACAACACACAAACACACACAUCUCUUCCCCUAAGUAAAAUGCAAAUGGCAUGGUAAGAAGAAAACAAAAGGCUGCUUUCCCAUCUCAGGCUGAGUUGGAACAACGGACGCGCCGUCCACUUGCAGCAGACAGCGUGGCCGCGGUUCACCCUUCUGCUCCCUGAGAUACCAGCCGUCUGCUGCCUGCAGAGGGCUCAGCAGUGGC